AUGCCCAGUCUUCUUUCUCGCCUAGCCUCGGCGUCCCAGUCUCUAGGAGGAGAGGCAAAGACACCUUCUCGGGCAUUCACCAUCUGUAUAUCAUCCUCAGAUCCCUUAAAGCUCACAACAAUCUAUCCCACCGGGGCUGCUUCCCACGCACCACCGCUGUAUUCCUUUACAGGCUCGACAUCUACCAAACCUAAUGUUGUGCUUUACUAUGGAAAUCCAAGUCAUCCCAACAUUAUUGGCCAAGGGUACUUCAGCUCAUCGGGGUCAAAAUGCGAGCUUCAUUUGCGUGGCAUGCCCAUAACCCUACGCCAGAGUCAAAUGUCGGGCAAUUACACCUUGGAGUCGCCGGUAACAGGACGGAUGAAGUGGAAACUGAGCGAGAUGUCGGGCACAUCACUGUAUCUGCACGAUGCAGCUGGAAAUGUUGUCGCAAAGCUGAAAUCGGCACAUGGGGACAAGGUUUUGGAGUUUUACGUACCUUGUGAUGAUAUUUUUGCUGAGGCAGUCGUGUUUUCCGCUGCGACGGCCAAAGUCAUUAACAGCACGAACAACGAGGCUGCCGCCGAAGUGAUUUCCUCCAUACUAACCUCAUAG
Pochonia chlamydosporia 170 is the source of this 594-nucleotide messenger RNA. RefSeq lists its product as hypothetical. Lineage: Eukaryota; Fungi; Ascomycota; Sordariomycetes; Hypocreales; Clavicipitaceae. The transcript has a single exon. Bases 1 to 594 code for a protein of 197 amino acids. The record is from RefSeq and is a predicted model, not a curated record.